This is a messenger RNA of Vairimorpha ceranae, 126 nucleotides long. RefSeq lists its product as hypothetical. Bases 1 to 126 code for a protein of 41 amino acids. NCBI's taxonomy places the organism in Eukaryota, Fungi, Microsporidia, Nosematidae. The transcript has a single exon. The record is from RefSeq and is a predicted model, not a curated record.
AUGAAUGACAAAACAAUUUUGGAAGAAAUAAUUAAAAUUAAUGAAAUUGAUGUUUUGGCUUUAUUAUGUCAAUUGAGGAUAAUUGCUGUCGCGAGCCUAGCUGGUUUUGUCUGUAUUAUAUUUUAA